Molecule: messenger RNA, 1502 nt
Organism: Raphanus sativus (radish)
Lineage: Eukaryota; Viridiplantae; Streptophyta; Magnoliopsida; Brassicales; Brassicaceae
Exons: 3
Coding region: 158-1357 (399 amino acids)
Biological process (GO): protein transport
Source: RefSeq, a predicted model, not a curated record
UCAACCUAGAGGAAAACUUCGUCGCUAAGAAGUCGUCUUACGACGUAACGCGUCUUCUUCCUUUCUUCUUUAUUAUAAUUCACAUUCAAACGGAAGAUCACACAAACCUAUUUGUUUCUCGGUCUCUCUCCUCUAUACAACCUUGUAGCCAGAGCAAAUGGGGAAGAAGCUUGACGCUUUGCUUGGUCGGAGUUUCAAAACCAACAAGUUCAAGUCUCUUCUCAACUUAGCUCUCACGAGGCUCUCUAUCCUCAAGAACCAACGUCAAGUUCGAUGCUCUCAAGCCACCUCUGACGUCACCGAGCUUCUCAAGCUCGGCCACCACGAGAACGCUUACCACAGAGUCGACCAAGUGAUUAAAGACCAAAACACCCUCGACGUCCUCUUCUUCGUCCAUGGCUACUUCACUCUCUUGAUCGACCGUGUCCACCUCUUCGAGCACAACAGAGACUGUCCUGACGAGAUUCUUGAAGCUGUCUCCAGCUUGCUCUUUGCUGCUUCAAGAAUUGGAGAGUUUCCUGAGCUUCAAGAGAUUCGUAACGUUCUGAUCUCGCGUUUUGGCAAAGAUCUUGCUGCUCGGUCCAUUGAGUUGCGCCAUAAUUGUGGGGUUAAUCCAAAGAUAAUUCAGAAGUUGUCUACAAGACAUCCACCGAGAGAGGUUAGAAUGAAAGUCUUGAAGGAGAUAGCUGCAGAGAACAACAUCGUUCUGAAACUAGAAGAAGCUUCUUCUACUUCCACUGAGAAAACAUCAUCAGAUGUUUCUAAAGCUAAGCUAACAAGUGAGGUUAAAGAAGAUGGGAUGGGAGAAGGUUACGAGUUAUCUGAUUCGGUUAAGAGAGGAAAGAAGAAGUACAAGGAUGUGGCUGAUGCUGCACAAGCAGCGUUUGAGUCAGCGGCUCAAGCAGCAGAUGCUGCACGAGCGGCUGUGGAGCUUUCACAGUUUUCUCCUCGUGGUGGGGGAAAUUCAUUUAGUGGUUCUGAAAACAAGAAAACAGAACAAGAACGUAAUGAUGAUGAUGAUCUCCUAGAAGGUGAAGUGGAUGUGAGGUCAGAAUCUAAGGGGUCUAUGUCGGAUUCAGAUGAAAUUAUUGAGGAUGCCCCAGUGAUGUCAUUUAGAGAAGACCCUGUGAAGUUGUUGGAGAAGGAUGUUGCUAUAUACGAUAGUGAGGAAGAAACCCAAUAUACUUUUAAAACCAAUACUACUACUACUAAGGUUAACGAUGAGGAACAUCUUGUGAAUGUUUCAUAUAGAGCACAUGUGAACAACAUGGUUCAUUCUGUUGAAGAUCCUAUUAUGCGUAAAGUGGGUUACAAGGGUCCGAUUUCAGUCAGGACCAGACAGGUUCGUGGAUACUAAGAAGUUUUUAAGUUUUGUUAUUCAGGUGCAUCUUUGAUGACUGAGUUUUGUAAUGAUAUUUUUCUAUGUUCUUUUUUUCUUGGUUAAGGGUAUAAGAUUAUUAUUUUUUAUGGAUAUAAAUAUAAGCUUUCAAUAACGUUGAAAA